Messenger RNA from Drosophila takahashii, 2535 nucleotides. RefSeq names its product lamin B receptor (gene LBR). Gene Ontology annotation, biological process: sterol biosynthetic process. The record is from RefSeq and is a predicted model, not a curated record. Lineage: Eukaryota; Metazoa; Arthropoda; Insecta; Diptera; Drosophilidae. Gene Ontology annotation, molecular function: oxidoreductase activity, acting on the CH-CH group of donors, NAD or NADP as acceptor. Gene Ontology annotation, cellular component: nuclear inner membrane.
UUCGGCUCGUAAUUCAUCAUGGAUCGUCGCCUGAGACGCCCGCGCCGCACGGACGAAGUGUCCAGCGGCCCAGUUCUGCAGCAAUCCUCGCAGCCCAGCCAACUGCCGGUGACCCGGCGAGCGGGAUCCCUCACAGCGGCAGCAGCAGCCGCAGGAACCACCGGUCCCGCCACCCGGACACGUGCCUCCCCGUCGCGCAACAAGGUCACCGCACCGCCCUCGCCCGAACUGGGACCGCGCACCCGCCGCUCCAGCCGCCCGAGGUCGUCGGUGGGUCCGCUCACCGCAGCGGCCCCAGGAUCCGGUUCCUCGCUGCUCGCCAAGGCCGCCAUCAAGGCUCGCACGCCCAUCCGAGAGGUUUCCGAGGUACCGUCGCCCGCUCGUCAGACGUCCAGCAGUUUGCCCCUGGCCUUGACCACCAACACAUCCAGUGGGGCCCCGAAUAAGCUGUUCAACACGAGCUCCACGAACAGCGGCAACAACUACAGUCGCACCACCACAACGAGCACCACAACCAGCGAGCGCAUCGAGAUUCGCGCCGAGGGCGAAAGUGAGGUGGACACGGACUCCAUUCGCAAGCGAAUCACCGAACGACUCCGCCGAUCGGUGUCCAAAACUAUCUCGAAUUUGGCCGGAACCCCGGUGACAAACACCGAAGAAGGCAGUCGCUACAGCCGCAGUGUUUCGCGAUCCGUGUACGACGAUGAGAAGUCCUCGAAGCGCAGCUACUCCACCGGGGAGGAGGACAUCGAGGAGGAGGAAGAGGUGGAGGAGGAUCAGUUCCGUAGCUUCAAUGUCACCCGUAAAUCGGCCACACCGGCGGAAAUUUCGUGUCGCCAGCUGAAGGCUCCCCGCGAAUUCGGAGGCUGGCUGGGUGCCUUCCUCCUGCUGCUCCUGCUGCCCACCGCUGUGUACUAUCUCACCUGGAGCUGCACGGCCCGUAACUCCUGUCAGUUUAAGCGCCUCAAUCUGGGCAUUCUGCUGGAUGUUAACUACCUAACACGUCAAGUGUUUCAGCCACGAGUUGUUGGCGCCUUUGCCGCCUAUCAGGUGGUGGUUUUUGUCCUCGUGGCCCUGCUGCCCGGACGAAGGGUUCAUCUCACCCGGGAGACCUACAAGUUCAACUGUCUGGCGGUGUCACUUACUCUUCUGAUUGCCGGUGGAGUCGCGGAGUAUCUGAAGUAUCCGGUGGUGACCUUCAUUCUGCGUCACUAUCUACGUUUCUGCAUUUUCGGACUCGUCGGCGCCUUUGUGGCAGCUGCCUGGAGUUACUGGCUCGUGGACACGGCCAAGUACAACGUGCUGCGUCAGACGCUGACCAAUGAUUAUGGCAGGACUGGCAGCUUUGUGGUGGACUUUGCGCUGGGCAGGCAGCUGAAUCCCAAGUGGCUGGGACGCGUGGAUUGGAAGCAGUUCCAGUAUCGUCUCUCCUUGAUCACCACUUUUCUGUAUGCCGUUUGUUAUAUCUACCAGACGCUCGUGUGGCCGCAAAAGCCACAAAUGGCGGAGCAGGAGGGCUAUCUUCAUUUGGUCAAGUACUAUUGGAACAAUGUCAACUACGAUGCGGGCACCCUGCUCUCGGCCAGCUGUCUGCUGCUCUACGUACUGGAUUCGAUUGUUUUUGAGCACCACCUGAGCUCCUCUUUCGAACUGCAACACGAGGGAUAUGGCUGCUUGCUGCUCCUGCGCUACGCAGCCACUCCUUACUUGCUGACGGCGGUUACCAAGUAUUUCUACGAGCAACGCAUACCCAUCUCCUGCUGGUAUGCUCCUUUAGGAGUGGCCGCCCUGCUGUCUCUGGGAUUGCUGGUGAAGCGUUUCAGCUGCGCCUACAAGUACAAAUACCGGCUGAACUCACAGAGUCCGAUCUUCGCCAACAUUGAGACCAUUCACACGUAUCAGGGAAGCCGCCUGCUGCUCAGCGGGAUGUGGGGUUGGGUCAGGCAGCCCAAUUACCUCGGCGAUAUCCUGGCUUUGCUAGCCCUGGCUGCUCCCGUCGCCCUGCGUCCUGCCUGGCCUCCAGUUUUGGGUCUCAGCCUGAUCGUCCUGCUGCUGCUGCACCGCGCCACUCGGGCGAACGCCAGGAAUCAGGCGCGCUAUCACUCGUCGUGGCAUCGCUACAGCACCCAGGUGCGCAGCUACAUCCUGCCCAGGAUCUACUAAGCACCUAGUUGACUUCUUUUAUUUUUGUGGCCAUUUUUAUUUCGAUUUCAGUUUGUUUUUAUUUUAUGUUUCGAAUUUUGUAUAUAGAAAUACGUAUUCAUAUUCAGCCCCCCCAUUCAUUUAAGUACAAAAUUUGAUUUUACUCUCGCCGACGAACAUUGAAGAAAAUCCUUAAUCACAAACACACAUAUAAGCUUAAGACAAAAGACUCCCAAAACAUCUAGAUGUACGAACUUAUGCGCUUAAGAUCUAGACACCUUAAAUAUAUUCAUUACUUUAUUAUAUCUAUAUGGUAUGCAUAUAGAAAGUACUUUUUAAACUUAAAUAUAAAAUAAAAAAUCUUUAGUUUCUAUGCUCUAAAGAAACGCACAA